Messenger RNA from Nerophis lumbriciformis (worm pipefish), 1842 nucleotides. Lineage: Eukaryota; Metazoa; Chordata; Actinopteri; Syngnathiformes; Syngnathidae. The record is from RefSeq and is a predicted model, not a curated record.
AUGUCGUUUUUCAAGCGAAAAGCCAAAAGUAAAGAACCUCAGAGAGCGAUUGACACAAAAGUCAACAGAGAUGGAGUCAGCCCUCACUCUCCAUCAUUGCCACUGAAGAACAACCAUGCCAUACAAGAAGCUGCGGGGCCCAGUCAUGUGGCCAUCAAUGCCAUCUCUGCCAACAUGGACUCCUUCGCCCAUGGUCGCACGGCCAUCCUCAAGAAACAGCCCAGUCACAUGGAAGCUGCGCACUUCGGAGACCUCGGUCAUUCCAGCGUGAACUAUCAGCCACAAGAGACCCGCUCCCGGCUCUCCAAAACAGUGGACCAAGUGCUUCGGGACAAUGUGGCGAUCCCACAUUACAUGCGUUUUAUGGAGCGUCAGAGUGCCGACCACCUGAUUCGCUUCUGGCUGGAGGCCGAAAAUUUCCGAUCCACUAGCUGGUCACGGAUCCGAGCGCACAGCCUCAACUCUGUCAAACACAGCUCCUUGGCUGAACCUGUCACAGGCUCCAUUGAUGGCUCCGAGGUCCGGGAGCUCCCCCUACACAAUUCGCUCGCCCUGGAUUGGAACAGUACAGGAGUUGUAGCACAGCAUGUGCAAUUGGACACCUUGAACACAGAAGCGGGCCUGAGACCCGGCACGCCUCUGGCCGAAACACCUAGCCGGCAGACCUCGUCCAGGACGGGGACACCUUCUAAAGCGCAGCCAAACAACACCAUGAGAGAACUCUCUGAAAACCUCAUGAAAAGUCUCGAAAAAGAUGCAGUUACCAUCUUUACCAAAUACGUCUCUCCGGAUGCCAUGAGGCCCAUUCCCAUCACGGAACAGAUCCGAAAUGAUAUAGUUGCUAAGAUUUGUGGAGAAGAUGGCAUGGUGGACCCAAAUUGCUUUGUCAUCGCACAGUCAGUCAUCUUCACCAUCUUAGAGCAACAGUACUUCAUCGAAUUCCUGCGGAGUCAUCAUUUCUGUAAAUACCAGAUUGAAGUUUUGACGAGUGGCUCGGUGUUCCUGGCUGACAUCUUGUUCUGUGAGUCGGCUCUGUUUUACUUCUCGGAGUACAUGGAAAAGGAAGAGGCCAUGAAUGUACUGCAGUUCUGGCUAGCGGCUGACAACUUUCAAAACCAGCUGGCAGCCAAGAAGGGCCAGUAUGAUGGCCAGGAAGCCCAAAAUGACGCCAUGAUCCUUUACGACAAGUAUUUCUCACUCCAAGCUACAAACCCUUUGGGAUUUGGUGAUUCGGUACGCAUGGAGAUUGAGUCGAACAUCUGCCGUGAAGGGGGGCCUCUACCAGAGUGUUUCACCACUCCACUUAGACAAGCGUGGACCACCAUGGAGAAGGUCUAUAUGCCAGGCUUCCUGUCUAGUAACCUUUACUACAAAUAUCUGAGUGACCUCCUCAAUUCGGUACGAGCGGACGAGUUUGUGAAUGUCAACACUCCGGGUCAAGGCACGUCAGCAGAGAACGAGCGUUCAAGUUCAAGUGCCAGUGAAGCUUCUCUCUCACAGUCUGCUACCAAAAAGGCAGCGAUCAAGAUCUUGAAAAACUUCGACGAGGCCAUAACGGUGGACGUCGCCAGUCUGGACCCCGAAUCUUUGUACCAGAGGCCAUAUGCUGGACGGAUGACUUUUGGGAGGGUGAAUGAGUUGGGCCAGUUUAUCAGGGAGGCAGAACCAGAACCAGAUGUUAAGAAAUCUAAAGGCUCCAUGUUUUCUCAGGCCAUGAAGAAAUGGGUCCAAGGCAACUCGAAUGAGGCUCAGGAGGAAAUGGCCUGGCAGAUUGCUAAAAUGAUUGUCAACGAUGUUGUGCAGUCAAACCACGACAGUCCUGGAAAGUCUACGAAGUUAUGA